AUGAGUCAUUGUAGAGACGAACACGAUCAUUCUCAGGAUGGCCAUGGACAUGGUCACCAUGAUCACGAACAUGAUCACGAUGGGCCAGAACGCGGAGCUGAAGAAUCACUUUAUUCACGUAUAGAUCGUGAUAAUGUUCGUUGCUUAAAUGAGCGUGAACCUAAUUCAGGCAAAAAUGUUAUAAAACCCUGGAAUGAAAGAGAGGACACAACUAAGCAUGUGGAAAGUGAUAUUGAUGAACAAUUAAUUAUUUUUAUUCCUUUUACUGGUAGUAUUAAAUUAAAAUCAAUUUCGAUUAAAGCGGGACCAGGUGAUAGUUGUCCAUCAACGUUAAAAGCUUAUAUUAAUCGAGAUGAUGUGGACUUUGAUACAGUAGAAGGAUUUACUGCAACUCAGGAAUGGGAAUUAGUACAAUCACCGGAUGUCGUGGAAUAUCAAACGAGAAUAGCAAAGAUGUAUAAUGUAAGAAAUUUGACACUUUACUUUCCUGAAAAUUUCGGAGAUGAAGUAACCAGAAUUUAUUAUAUUGGACUCAAAGGAGAAUGGACUGAGAUCAAGAAGGAUCAUGUUAUAACCCUUUAUGAAGCUACACCUAAUCCUGCUGACCACAAAAAUCCUACCGGUGAAAACAAGGCUUAUCAAGCUAUCGAUUAG
Rhizophagus irregularis DAOM 181602=DAOM 197198 is the source of this 654-nucleotide messenger RNA. RefSeq lists its product as uncharacterized. The record is from RefSeq and is a predicted model, not a curated record. Gene Ontology annotation, cellular component: nucleus. NCBI's taxonomy places the organism in Eukaryota, Fungi, Glomeromycota, Glomeromycetes, Glomerales, Glomeraceae.